CCGGCGCUACGAAGCCACCAACACUUUCUUCUUCUUUUUUUUACAGUAAAGGGAGGCGGGAAAAAAAUAUAUCCACCCGCCAUGAACAGGCCACAAAAUGGCUCCAGUCAUUUUCACCAAUGAAAAGCAAAUGUGUAAGUCAGGAUCUUAAGUCGGAGCUCCAGCACGGCCGCUAACACUAACAUUUCGGACGAGACCAGUCCCACUGAGCGCUGGGUGCCCAGGCUCCCGAAGUGAUGGGGCGGCGCAGAACAAGGGCAACGCGGUCGUCCUAGCAAGACUUACUCGGAAGUACGUGGCACUGAUUUCUGCGGUACUUACUCCCCGCUCAGAACUGUGUUUCGGACUGCAGCCCGAACGGGCUGCUGGAAGGGUAUUUGAGGUUAAAUUUCAGCUAAUUUGGAUCAGCUAAUUUCCAUACCACGUCUCGAUCCAUUCGCUGGGGAAAGACCCCUUUACGUCCACGGCAGAGCUGUGUUGAACUCGACUGUGCACUGGCUAGCGUCCAGAUUCUCGUAUUUAAUGGGCUGCCCUCGGAUAGAGCAGACCGAGGGGCGACUUUGGAGCGCAAGCUGGUUCGGGACCAGAUACUCAUCCGCUUGUGACCUGAGUUGGCUCCGUGGAUUUUUUGGAGAGCCAGACAACUUCUCAAUGUACAACAACAAUCGAGUGAAAAGAAGACCAUCCCCAUAUGAAGUGGAACUCUCUGAUGGGUUGAACUGGCCUCCUGGGUUGGCAUCGGGAAGGAAAUUCCCUCCACGGCACACUGGCAGACGCCGGGGCUUUUUCACCUUCCUCCGGAGCAUUGAGCAGGAUCGUCUGUUAGGAUCAGGUCCCCAUACAAAGGUGGUCCGCCGAAUAUUUACAAACAGCCGUGAGAGGUGGAGGCAGCAGAAUGUCAAUGGGGCUUUCGCUGAGCUCCGCAAGCUCAUUCCGACUCACCCACCUGACAAAAAGCUCAGCAAGAACGAAAUCUUACGUCUCGCUAUGAAAUACAUCAAUUUCUUGGCCAAACUGCUGAGUGACCAGGAGGAAGAAGGGAACCAAAGGGGUAAAGUCAGCAAAGACACUGGCCUAGUGCAAGAAGACCUUCUGCAGGACAUGUUGUCCCCAAACUCAAGCUGUGGAAGCUCAUUAGAUGGAGCAGGAAGCCCAGACAGUUUCACAGAAGAGCCGGAGACAUUAGAUGCUAAGCAUACAAGAGCUCUCCACCAUUCUGUUCUUCCCAUUGAAAACAAUGCACAGCGAUGAUGAACCUACAAAGAGGUGCAGGCAAGCCUGUGAAUACCUGGCAUUUGGAGCUUAUGCAUGUCCUCCCCUUUCUCCUCCUUAUCAAAAAAGGAAGGAAGGAAGGAAAGAAGGAAGGAAGGCAUAUUUCACAAAAUUGCAACUUGAAGAAACUGAAAAUGGAGAGGAAUGAACAGCUGGAUGAGAAAGACUAACUGGAUUUAAUCAAGUGCAUCUUUGUUGCUUAGGUCACUCGUGAAGUGUUGCCUUGCUGUCCGUGUGCCCUUUAGCACUGAAGGGGUGCAGUGUACAGGCAGCUCUUACAAGGUUUACAAAGGAUCGGACUGCUACUCAGUCCUUCUGCAGAUUGCUAAAGUGCCCCUCCCUUUCAGCUAUUCAGACCCAAGUAUCUUCCAUAAAGUGUUUACAUGCGUGGCAAUGGAAGCCUUUAAAAAUCCUUCAUGCUGUGCAGUGGUUUUUUUCUCCAGUUCACUUUGAGGAAAUGUACGCAACUUGUCUGCCUUCUCUCAUUGCCUUUCUAAUAAGGAAGAAAGAAAAUACCCCUUGCGAAGGAAUAGUUGACUUGAUGUUGCAGGUUUGCUUGUUUCUCCUUCCCUCACUCCUCUUCCCCAUCUCCUUCGUCUUCAUCAUCUUCAUCUAAUAUAAACCUAGCCCAACUUUG
This is a messenger RNA of Varanus komodoensis (Komodo dragon), 1909 nucleotides long. It is a transcript of the gene TAL1, whose product is annotated as TAL bHLH transcription factor 1, erythroid differentiation factor. The transcript is spliced from 5 exons. The record is from RefSeq and is a predicted model, not a curated record. NCBI's taxonomy places the organism in Eukaryota, Metazoa, Chordata, Lepidosauria, Squamata, Varanidae. The coding region runs from base 523 to 1251 and encodes 242 amino acids. Gene Ontology annotation, biological process: regulation of transcription by RNA polymerase II. Gene Ontology annotation, molecular function: RNA polymerase II cis-regulatory region sequence-specific DNA binding; protein dimerization activity; DNA-binding transcription factor activity, RNA polymerase II-specific.